CUCUAAUCUCUUUCAUUUACUUCUCCAUCAAUGGCUGUUACAUCCAAAUCAAUUACUCUCUACAUUAUCACUCACUUAUGUCUAAUUUCUGGCGUCUUAAGUCAACAACAAGAAACCGAGUUUCUUCACCAUGGAUUCUUAAAAGGCAAUAUACUAAACUACGGAUCCACAAAGAUCCUCCCAAGUGGUAUCUUGGAGCUAACAAACACCACGAGGAGGCAAAUGGGUCAAGCCUUCCAUGGCUUCCCCAUACCUUUCAACAACUCUAACUCAUCAAACCCUCUUUCUUUCUCCACAAGUUUCGUUUUCUCAAUCAGCGCACCAGGUCAUGGCCUAACCUUCAUGAUCUCUCCCACCAUGGACUUCACCAGAGCCAUGGCGAGUCAGUUUCUCGGUCUCUUCAACGCUUCAAACAACGGAAACUCAACAAACCGCAUCCUCGCGGUGGAGUUUGACACGGUGAAGUCAAACGAGUUUCUUGACAUCGACGGUAACCACGUGGGGAUCGACGUCAACGGCUUGGUCUCAGUUGAAUCUGCACCAGCUGCGUUUUUCUCAAACCGGCAUAUCAAGAAUAUAACCUUGAAGCUUUCUAGCAAAGAUCCGAUUCGGGCUUGGAUCGAAUACAAUGGAGUGGAGAUGGUUCUUAACGUCACAUUGGCUCCUCUUGACAUUUCUAAACCUAAACUUCCUCUUUUGUCAAGAAAGAUGAAUCUUACAGAGAUUUUUAACGACAAGAUGUAUGUCGGAUUCUCAGCAUCCACGGGAAACAUGACGAGUAAUCAUUAUGUUAUUGGAUGGAGCUUUAGUAGAGAAGGCAAAGCAAAAGAGUUUGAUCUCACUCUACUUCCUUCAGUUUCAGCCCCAUCGCCAUCUGAGUUAGAUGACUUUGAUCUUAUUUCAGAUGCUCCUUCGGAUUCAGCAACUGCAAACCCUAAACGCACCAAACUGAUCAUAAUCUACACACUUGUAAUAAUGUUCUUUAGAAAUGUUUCAUUCUAGUAUUCCCUUUGUUAUUACAUUGAUAGAUCUGCUGAUACAUCAGUUCCUUGCUUUCCAAUUGCUUUCCAAGACAAAGUUUAAGGUGCACAAAAGAAACAACAAAAAAACACAAAAGUUUAAAAGUUCAUAAGCUUGAUAUUAUUUAGUUUUCAACAAUAUAUAUAACUAAAUUAUAAUACAUUACUACAACAUUGUUGUUCUGGAAGUGUU
Molecule: messenger RNA, 1212 nt
Organism: Brassica napus (rape)
Lineage: Eukaryota; Viridiplantae; Streptophyta; Magnoliopsida; Brassicales; Brassicaceae
Product: probable inactive L-type lectin-domain containing receptor kinase III.1
Exons: 1
Coding region: 31-1002 (323 amino acids)
Molecular function (GO): carbohydrate binding
Source: RefSeq, a predicted model, not a curated record